Messenger RNA from Lampris incognitus (smalleye Pacific opah), 2572 nucleotides. RefSeq names its product microcephalin 1 (gene mcph1). The coding region runs from base 1 to 2565 and encodes 854 amino acids. The record is from RefSeq and is a predicted model, not a curated record. The transcript is spliced from 18 exons. Lineage: Eukaryota; Metazoa; Chordata; Actinopteri; Lampriformes; Lampridae. Gene Ontology annotation, biological process: mitotic cell cycle.
AUGGAGAAGUGGAAGAAGGUGGUCUGCAGCACAAUGGAGGUCAUCAUGGUUGUAGCGCCCAGCAUCCUCACAGCCACUCUCAAGGCCGCCCUGUUUUGUUCCCAGGCGUUAGAGUCCAUGCCAGACCUUUUGAGCAAACUGAACGAGCUCAACUAUGAGCUUCAGGGGAAAGAUGAAGACGCGGCACACACGGCUGUCAAUGCCUUUAAGACCAAGGUGGGUGUGUGGGCCUCUCAGCUGAGGAACGGAAGGCUGGUGCACUACCCAAACCCAGAGAAAAUGUCACAAAACAUCGGAAACAAAGAUGAGUUUCUCCCGCAAGAAUUCUGCACCCACCCGGAGAAACUGGCAUCCGAAUUCAACGGGCGUUUUCAGGAGUUAAACGACAUAGGGGAGGUUGCUGCAUUUAUCUCAAACCCUUUCCUCCCCAUUGAGAUUGAGGAGGUGCCCGCGAAAUUCCAGCAAGCAUUUGCUUUACCAGUCGAGGUUGACAUGGGGAUAACUGAUUUGCAAAAUGACAUCGAGUUGAAAGCAAGCUCAAGAAACAGUGACUUUUGGGAUCUUGUAAACACUGAGAAGUUUCCCCUCCUUUCAUUUUCCACACUUAAGGUGAAGGCCUACUUUGGGUCAACAUAUCUCUGUGAGAUGGCCUUUUCACAGAAGCUGAGCGGGCUAACAAUGGCAGGCCACGGUUCGUCAGCUAUCUUGAAAGAUGUCGUCGCAUAUGUCGACGUCUGGUCGUCAGACAAAACGGACAACUAUUCGAAACCGUUCGUCAAGCAGCUCCAGGAAUUGGGGGCUGAGGUAUCCAAAACAUUUAAUAAGCAAGUCACCCAUGUUGUCUUCAAGAAUGGUCAUCAGGCAACCUGGGUUCUAGCCAAGAAAAGAGGUUCAAAGCUGGUCUCUGUUCUGUGGGUGGCAAGAUGUAAAGAAGAUGGUGAACAUGUGGAUGAAGAAUUGUUUCCAGCAUUGAAUGACGAACUCAACUCUGUAUUUAAGAAAAGGACGCAUCGUUGCAUGCAGCCAAGGCAUUCUCCUGACAGGACUCCUACAUCUGAUAGACGCAUGAGAAAAAAAUUAGACAAGAUGAUGAAAGACCUCGCUGCAAAAACAACUCCCGUCAAAGAUUUGACCACGUACGUUAUCGAUGAAGAAACUGGAAUAGUCUAUAGCCCAUCGCUUAAAAGGUCAGACUCUAUGGCAAAGCGUUUGAAAGAAAUGAGGGAGAAGAGGGAAGCUCUGUCACCUACAGCCUCACAGAUGCCUGGAUCCAGUUUAUCACCUGAGCUGAAGCCCUCUUGUGAGAGUAUACCAACUGUCUUAAAAUUUUCAUCAGAUGAACAGCGUGAUGAUGAAUCCACUGCUUCUUUUGCUGCUCAACUGGAUGAAUUGUAUGACCAGAAAAAAGAAAGCAAAAAUGAUGACAUCAAUCACGCCCACUCUGAACCACAAGAAAAAGGUGUCGAGGAACCCUGGCUAUCGCCUUGCAGAGAUGUGCCAAUACCCAAAUUGUUUUUUCCUUCAAAAUUCCCAGAUUUAGAAGAUGAAGAAAAAGGGACCAAACAAAACAGGAAGUCAAAGAGGCGCUCUGUCAGACGGGAAUCUGCAAAGAAACCCAAUACAUUAAGUUCUCUAGAAAUUCCUUGCCAGGAUAUCGGAUCUGAGGACCCUAGUGCUGCCAUGAGCGCAGCCGGUGAUGAUGAUGAUGGUGUUUUUGAGGACUUUUUCUCUCCAGCUAACCACCAACAGACUCAACAAAGACUGCUGUUGCCCAGCCUGUGUUUCGGGUCAGGGGUUCAGAUUCCUUUUGAGUUGGAGCCUGUCACAAAGAAGAGAAAGCAAAGUUCUAGCAGAGCCACCGGCUCUGAGUCAGACCAAAGUAGAGGAAGUAAACACACUGCAGCAGCUGGUGUGACGGAGGCCAGUACUGCAGACGUACAGUGUCACAACCAACAACUCGCCGUGACAGUUAAGAAAAUGGGCAAAGAGACAAAGACCGUGAGAACCCUGGUCAUGACCAGCAUGCCCACCGAGAAGCAGGGCAUAGUUAUUCAGGUGGUUCGGGCAUUGGGCGGGUUCUCCAUUAUAGACCAAGUGCGUGAGAGUACAACCCAUGUGGUGUCCGGAGGCCAUCAGCGCACUGUUAAUGUUCUUCUGGGCAUUGCCCGUGGAUGCUGGAUCCUCUCUUUUGAAUGGAUUCUAUCAUCCUUAGAGCAAAGACGAUGGAUUCCAGAGGAACCGUAUGAACUCUCUGACUACUUCCCAGCAGCGACGAUCUGUCGUCUUCAAAAGCACCUGUCUGCUGGGGAGCACCAGCAGGACUUGUUCCAAGAUCAGCCAGCCAUGUUCGUGUCCCAGUACUCCCAGCCACCUACUCACAUUCUGGUGGAGCUCAUCCAGUUAUUUGGAGGAACAGUCUGCAGAACUAUCCGACAAGCUGGUAUUUGCAUAGGCAAAUACAAUGGCAGGAGGCCGGAGGGAACCAGGAUCCUGUCCGAGCAGUGGGUGCUUGACUGCAUCACACAUCUCAAACAACUGUCCAGUGAAAACUACAACCUGGAGUGAACAUUCC